Molecule: messenger RNA, 2700 nt
Organism: Malaclemys terrapin pileata
Lineage: Eukaryota; Metazoa; Chordata; Testudines; Emydidae
Gene: SAMM50
Product: SAMM50 sorting and assembly machinery component
Exons: 15
Coding region: 134-1543 (469 amino acids)
Biological process (GO): protein insertion into mitochondrial outer membrane; mitochondrial respiratory chain complex assembly
Cellular component (GO): outer membrane; SAM complex
Source: RefSeq, a predicted model, not a curated record
GGUGGGGGCGGAGCUCCCGGGUGUCAUGGCUGCCUCCGUGCCGCGGGCUUUGCUGUGGGCCCGGUGCUGACCGCCGCGCGCUGCCCUCGCUGUGGGAUCGCUGCUCUCCCCGCUCGGCGGCGGCGGCGCGGCCAUGGGGACGGUGCACGCGCGGAGUCUGGAGCCUCUUCCAGUGAGUGGGUCUGACUUUGGUGCUUUAGGAGAUGAACCUGAACUAGUUGAAGUUGAACCUGAAGCCAAGCAGGAAGUCCUUGAAAACAAAGAUGUGGUGGUCCAACAUGUACACUUUGAUGGACUUGGAAGGACUAAAGAUGACAUUAUCAUGUACGAAAUUGGUGACCUUUUCAAGGCUAAAAACCUCAUUGAUGUAAUGAGAAAAUCACAUGAAGCUCGUGAAAAGUUGCUCCGUCUAGGAAUUUUUAGGCAGGUGGAAGUUCUGAUUGAUACAUGUCAAGGAGAUGAUGCCCUUCCAAAUGGUUUAGAUGUAACAUUUGAAGUAACAGAACUGAGAAGACUAACUGGAAGCUAUAACACUAUGGUUGGCAAUAAUGAAGGCAGUAUGGUUCUUGGGCUCAAACUCCCUAAUCUCUUUGGACGUGCUGAGAAGGUGACCUUCCAGUUUUCCUAUGGAACAAAGGAAACUUCAUAUGGCCUAUCAUUCUUCAAACCACAGCCUGGAAACUUUGAAAGAAACUUUUCAGUUAACCUGUAUAAAGUAACUGGACAGUUCCCGUGGAGCUCCCUUCGUGAGACUGACAGGGGAAUAUCAACAGAAUUAAAUUUUCCCAUAUGGAAGACCAAUCACACACUGAAAUGGGAAGGUGUUUGGAGAGAGCUUGGCUCUCUUGCAAGAACAGCCUCCUUUUCUGUUCGAGAAGAAAGUGGACACUCUCUUAAAUCUUCUCUCUCACACGCCAUGGUAAUCGAUUCUCGGAACUCUUCAAUCUUGCCUAGACGAGGUGCUUUGCUGAAAAUUAAUCAGGAGCUAGCUGGCUACUCAGGUGGAGAUGUGGCCUUUCUAAAAGAGGACUUUGAGCUUCAGCUGAAUAAGCAGCUUUUAUGGGAUUCAGUUUUUUCAGCAACUCUCUGGGGUGGAAUGUUGGUUCCUAUUGGAGAUAAGCCCUCCAGUAUUGCUGAUAGGUUUUACCUUGGUGGACCAACGAGCGUGCGUGGAUUCAGUAUGUACAGCAUUGGACCCCAGAGCGAAGGUGAUUACCUUGGAGGAGAAGCCUAUUGGGCUGGGGGCCUGCACUUGUACACACCUCUCCCUUUUCGGCCAGGUCGUGGGGGAUUUGGAGACCUCUUUAGAACACACUUCUUUCUCAAUGCUGGAAACCUCUGCAAUCUUAACUAUGGUGACGGUCCCAAAGCUCAUCUCCGGAAGCUGGCUGAGUUCAUCCGAUGGUCUUAUGGUGCUGGAAUAGUGCUCAGACUUGGAAACAUUGCUAGAUUAGAACUUAACUACUGUAUCCCUAUGGGAGUACAAAGUAGUGACAGGAUAUGUGAUGGUGUCCAGUUUGGAGCUGGAAUAAGAUUCCUGUAAUAUUACAGAAACACUUCAUGCUUCUGUCAAAAAAGAGAGCACUUGAAUAAAAUAUGGCUCAGUGAUUCCAGGUUUUUUUUCCCCCUUAAAGUAUAAAUAUGCCUUUGAGUGAUUAACCUCUCAGACUUCACAGGAAACUACAUUAAAGAAUUAUGCUGGAAAGGUGCACUGUACCUCUGCUUUUUAUCAAAGGCAGGCAUACUCUUUCAUGGGAUUUUAAAACUAUAACUUUUACUGAGGCUGUUGAUACUUUAAAUGAAAAAAAUAGGUAUAUUGGAAACCAGUGCUGGGAUAAUGCCACAGUAUUAUAAUUCUCAGUGGUCUGCUUGUUUCAUAAAACCCUAACCCUUUCAAUUGCAAGCCAAACAGAUGUUUAGGAUGGCCCUAUCUAUCCACACACACACACACACACACACACACACCAUUUAAAUGUUAAUACAGUGGGAUAUUUGUUGUCUGUACUUACAUUAUGCCAAGUUGGAUGAAUAGGGAGGAUGCUAUGAAAAAUUCCAGUACCAAGCACUGUGUAACAAGCAUAAUGGUUAUACCUGCAGGAAAGUACUCUGAUAAAAAUACUGUUUUUGAAUGUUGUAGAAUGAGCUGCAAAUUGAACCUUAAAAACUGUGCCUGCCCUUUUCAAAAAUUUGAACCCAACUGUCCUGAAUGAAUAGUAAAAUUCAAAGAAUAAUUAGUAGACAUUCUUGAUUCAGAAACAGCUGAUUCGUCAGACUCUCAGUGAAGCAGGCAGUUAAAAUACUUUGUCAUAUUGUACUGUAGACAAGUCUUGCAGUGCCAGGUUUAAAGCUGCAUUUUGUACUUUAAUACUUUCUGUAGCAGUUGACAACGAUUUUUUUUGGCAAUGUCUAUAUUUGAGAUCUGAUACCUCUAUCAUAUUACUUGGUUGUAUAUCAAAAGCCAGUUUUGACUUUUUUUAAAUAUCCAUUUCACUUUUAAAUUGCACUCUGCUAUAAUGGCUAAGCAUAUUUUUGAGUUUUAAAAGCAUUCUUAUAAGAUGCUAGUGUAAGUCACUUGCCCUGUUAAAUUGUCAUUGAAAUGUACCAGCACAGGCAUAAAAUUUGCUUGCCUUGCAUCAAAAUCUACUCUCUUGUUAGUCAUUGUAGAAAUUAAAAAUAAGUAAUAAAAUGAUUCGUCCUGGA